UUAGGGCUGACAGCCUGCUAUAUAAGCAGAGUUUCCAAGGAGAGAAAGCUGGCAGAGACUGGGAAUUUGUCUCUGUACAGUUUGCCAUCUAAGCCCAGCUCCUGAGUCUUCCUGACCAACAAUAAUUAAUUAUGGAUGAUAUUUAUAAAGCAGCUGUUGAGCAGUUGACUGAAGAACAGAAAAAUGAAUUCAAGGCUGCUUUUGAUAUCUUUGUCCUGGGUGCAGAGGAUGGCUGUAUCAGUACAAAAGAGCUGGGGAAGGUGAUGAGGAUGCUAGGACAAAAUCCUACUCCUGAGGAGCUACAGGAAAUGAUUGAUGAAGUAGAUGAGGAUGGCAGUGGCACUGUAGAUUUUGAUGAGUUCUUAGUUAUGAUGGUCCGGUGUAUGAAAGAUGACAGCAAAGGAAAAUCAGAAGAGGAGCUUUCAGAUCUCUUCAGAAUGUUUGACAAGAAUGCAGAUGGAUACAUUGACUUGGAUGAAUUAAAACUCAUGCUAAAAGCUACAGGAGAAACCAUAACAGAAGAUGACAUUGAAGAACUAAUGAAGGAUGGAGACAAAAAUAAUGAUGGCAAAAUUGACUAUGAUGAAUUCUUGGAGUUUAUGAAAGGUGUUGAAUAAACCUGAAAUUUCUAGAAGAGCGGCCUCAGGAUUGAACAUCUCUUGUUUUGCCCUGCACCAUUUUCAUGAAUUCUGUUUUGCUUACUGUAUAUGAAGUCUUGUACUGGACAUGGUGAACAUCAGGAAAACCUGAGUCAUCUCUUAAAUGCCUUGACUGGUCAUCUUAUAGCUAUUUAUUGAGAUGAGUUCUUGUAAUUCUUUUAUUGAUAUUAGUAGCAUUGAUCAUAAAGUGUUACUUAAUGUAAAAGAAUGUGUUACUUAAUGUAUCAAAAUGAUGACUGCUUGAGCCAUUUAAGAAUUCACUCAGAAAUCUGACAUGUGAGGUAUGGCGAUCCUUUCAUAUAUCUCAUCCCCAGCCAAUGUCAGUGAUUUGUAAAACCAAUGAGAAAUACUUUUUUUUGAGAUGCUAAUAAAAUUAUUUCAAAACCUA
Messenger RNA from Anolis carolinensis (green anole), 1047 nucleotides. It is a transcript of the gene tnnc1, whose product is annotated as troponin C1, slow skeletal and cardiac type. Lineage: Eukaryota; Metazoa; Chordata; Lepidosauria; Squamata; Anolidae. Gene Ontology annotation, molecular function: calcium ion binding. Gene Ontology annotation, cellular component: myosin II complex. The transcript is spliced from 6 exons. The coding region runs from base 132 to 617 and encodes 161 amino acids. The record is from RefSeq and is a predicted model, not a curated record.